CAGGAAGUUUCCCCACCCCUACUGAACCAUUCAUGUUACAAACAAAAGCUAGGAUUUCUUCUGCCCAACCAGUUCCCUGCCACCCCUGCUUGGCACCAGAGGGAGAGCAUGUCCAGGGUCCUGCCUUCGCUGCCGCUGAGCCGAGAUCAAGACAUGGAAGCGGGACAGUGGUCCUGACACUUGGCCACGUUCUCAAUGAGCAUUUGGUUACCUAGCAACCGUCAACUCUCUGGAGAACUCUGAGAAGGGCUCUGCCAGCCUCCUGGUCAGUUCCCUCUCUCCCAGGCCUCUCUCGGGAGCCCAUCCAGGAUGCAGGGAGCUGCGGUCCCCAGAUCCCACCAGUCCCCCAGCAGGCUGGGCGCUGUGGGCCGACAGGGUGUCAUCCUGCUCACCUACCUGCUGGCCGCCGUGGAGCUCACCUGCCUCUUCAUGCAGUUCUCCAUCCUGCCGUAUCUGUCCCGAAGACUGGGCCUGGAUUCUGUCACCUUUGGCUACCUGCAGACCACCUUCGGGGUGCUUCAGCUGCUGGGUGGACCUCUAUUUGGCAGGUUUGCAGACCACAGCGGGGCGCGGGCAGCGCUCUCGCUGUCCUUCCUGGCGGCCUCUGCCUUCUACCUGCUCCUGGCAGCAGCCUGCAGCCCAGCCCUGCCCGGCAUCCUCCUGCUUUUCAUCUCCCGCCUGCCCUCAGCCCUCAUGCACUCGCUGCCAGCCGCCCAGAUGGUUAUCACUGAUCUGACUGCGCCCGAGGAACGGCCUGCGGCUCUGGGCCGGCUCGGCCUCUGCUUUGGCGUUGGUGUCAUCCUCGGCUCCCUGCUUGGCGGGACCCUGAGCACCUGGUGCGGGCUUCACUGUCCGGCCGUUGUAGCUUUCUUGGCCAACGUCCUGGGAACAAUCCUCAGCUUCACCUGCAUCCCUGCCAGCACCAAAGGGGCCAGUGGUGGUGCCCAGGCUGCCCAGCCAGGUGCACCCAAGCCCAGCAUGUUCGACCUGAAGGCCAUCACCCGCCUCCUGUUGCUGCCCAGCGUCCGGCCUGUGUUCUUUGUGAAGGUGGCCUCUGGCUUCCCCUCAGGACUCUUCAUGAUCAUGUUCUCCAUCAUCUCCAUGGAAUUCUUCCAGCUGGAGGCUGCCCAGGCCGGCUACCUCAUGUCCUUCUUUGGGAUCCUCCAGAUGGUGAUCCAAGGCCUGGUCAUCGGGCAGCUAAGCCGACACUUCUCAGAGGAGACACUGCUCCGCAUUAGUGUGCUCGUCUUCAUCGUGGUGGGGUUGGCCAUGGUGCUGAUGUCCAGCAUCCUGCACUUGUGCAUCCUGAUGCCCGGCCUGGUGUUCAGCCUCUGCGCACUCAAUGUGGUCACUGACAGCAUGCUGACCAAGGCUGUCUCAGCCGCGGACACAGGGACCAUGCUGGGCCUCUCUGCCUCUGUGCAGUCGCUGAUCCGCACUGUGGGACCCACUAUUGGUGGCUUUCUAUACCGAAGCUUCGGCGUCCCCAUCUUCGGCUAUGUGCAAUUCGCUGUCAACUUUCUCAUCUUCCUGUUCCUCUGGAGGAAGCCUGUGUCCCACAAGAAGGACAAAACUGUGUGACAUGGGCCCUGAGCACACACAGAUGGCCAAUAAAUUCCUUUGAGACCUCA
Molecule: messenger RNA, 1631 nt
Organism: Cavia porcellus (domestic guinea pig)
Lineage: Eukaryota; Metazoa; Chordata; Mammalia; Rodentia; Caviidae
Gene: Slc67a1
Product: solute carrier family 22 member 18
Exons: 12
Coding region: 310-1581 (423 amino acids)
Biological process (GO): transmembrane transport
Cellular component (GO): nuclear envelope
Molecular function (GO): transmembrane transporter activity
Source: RefSeq, a predicted model, not a curated record